UAUUACUUAGAAUAAGUUGUAAGCCACUGUGCAACCAUUAAACCAAACAUUGCCUUAGCAUUUUAGCCAAAAUUGAAACCAACAAAAUUCGUUUUGUGUGUUGAGUGGGGAGUGUUAAGCCUCUGCCCGCUUCGAACUAGAUCAAAGUCCCAAGUACCCAGUUAGAAGGCAGUAUGGAUCCAUCAGAACUAAGGUAUCUGGAGGAUGAUGAUACUCCCACGAUGAAAACAAUUAAGGGUGCUACCAUGGGUUUAGUUGCUGGAACUAUCUGGGGGACUGUUGUUGCCACUUGGUAUGAUGUGCCUCGUGUCGAGAAACAUGUUGCACUUCCAGGUCUAAUAAGGACUGUCAAGAUGAUGGGUAACUAUGGGAUGACUUUUGCAGCAAUUGGAGGAGUUUAUAUAGGUGUUGAGCAGAUGAUGCAACAUUAUAGGAUGAAAAGAGAUUUUGUCAAUGGAGCUGUUGGUGGUUUUGUUGCUGGAGCUUCCAUUCUAGGCUUCAAAGGAAGGAGCAUCUCAACAGCUGUUUCUGCUGGAACAGCACUGGCAGUUACUUCUGCUUUAAUUGAUGCUGGAGGCCAAACCACAAGAACAGACAUCGGCAAGGAAUACUACCCCUACACCACCAAGAAAAGGUCCACCGUUGAGAGUUAAUUUCUUGAUGCUAUUGGAAAGAAGACGCUGGCAAACUAAUGGGGAAGAAGUUUUCGUGGAUUCCUGAAUGACCCUAUAUUCUUUUGGAGAUGUAAUCGUACUCUUGGAGUGCCAGGUAGGCAUUCUAAAUAAUACGCAUGUCAUUUUGUUCUUUGUUCAGAAGACCUGUUAAGAUGUUUGUUUUUCAGUUUGAGACAGCUGUUGUUUUCUGAUAAACUAACUUGAAACAGAGGCCAAGAAAAAUAACUGUUCUGGUA
This is a messenger RNA of Manihot esculenta (cassava), 910 nucleotides long. Its product is annotated as outer envelope pore protein 16-3, chloroplastic/mitochondrial. The record is from RefSeq and is a predicted model, not a curated record. Gene Ontology annotation, molecular function: transmembrane protein transporter activity. The coding region runs from base 174 to 653 and encodes 159 amino acids. The transcript is spliced from 3 exons. Gene Ontology annotation, biological process: protein insertion into mitochondrial inner membrane. Gene Ontology annotation, cellular component: TIM22 mitochondrial import inner membrane insertion complex. NCBI's taxonomy places the organism in Eukaryota, Viridiplantae, Streptophyta, Magnoliopsida, Malpighiales, Euphorbiaceae.